Messenger RNA from Drosophila mojavensis, 1014 nucleotides. RefSeq names its product nucleolar protein 12 (gene vito). The record is from RefSeq and is a predicted model, not a curated record. Gene Ontology annotation, molecular function: RNA binding. The transcript has 2 exons. Gene Ontology annotation, cellular component: nucleolus. Bases 79 to 867 code for a protein of 262 amino acids. NCBI's taxonomy places the organism in Eukaryota, Metazoa, Arthropoda, Insecta, Diptera, Drosophilidae.
CGUUUGUGAACACCACAUGUGGCUAGUUUGUCUCCAAACGUAAACAACGAGGUUUUUGGAAAACUAAAUCAAAUUGAGAUGGCGGCUCGUAAAAAGAAGAAAGUUGAGAUUGUAUUCGAUCCACAAAAACGCAAAGAAUUUUUAACUGGCUUCCGAAAGCGCAAAAAUGAACGCCGCACUCGGGCAAAGGCAGAGUUGGAUCGCAAUCUUAAAGAGGAGCACAAACGUAUACGGAAAGAGGUGAAAGAUAGUUUUAAACAUCUCAAGAAGUCGUUUGAACCGCUGCGGGAACUUACUGAGGAGGAUAAGAUUGACGACUCAGAGCAAACUGAAGCGUAUGAAGAUGACGAGGUGCAAGUUAAAAUUGUGGAGCUUACCACGAAUGAUUUAGCUGCUCAACGCAACAUGCUGGGUGCCAACACAGCUGAGGAGAGCGAAGAAGAGGAAGCACCGCAGAACAGCGAAGACGAUGACGAGCAGCAGACCAAUGUCAUACCUGGGAUGGACUUCGAUAUGAAUGCCAAACGCAAUCGUAAAUCGGUAACCACAGCUGGAGAAGCAGACAGCAAGGCUAUGGAGGCAGAUAUCAAAAGCAAAAAGGACCUAGACAGACUGAUGAAAACGAAAACGCUGAAGAAAAUUAAGAAAAGCAAACUGUUCAAGCAGAAAGAGCGCAUGGACAAGAAAACCAAUCUACAGAAAACGAAACGUGACCGCAAUAACACCAUCCGAAGCGUGCCCAAGCACUUGAGAAAGAAACUGAAGCAUGGCAAAGCGACAGCCGGCGGACAGACGCGCUACCGCAAAGGUCGCCUAAUGAACAAGAAGGAACUACGACGCAAACGAAGCGGAGGCGGCGGCGAUUAGCCAUUUAGCGUUAGCCAAAAGGUUGAACGAUGUAAUUUACAUAGUAGAUAAUACAUAAUAAUGUUUAGUUAUUUCUUUUUUGUUUUACGGUUUAUUUACUAUUACACUAUUUUGAUCGAAAUAAACUGUAUAAUAUAAUUUUGCUAA